UUCUUCUUAUUAUUGAAGGGUUAUUGAUUGUAACAUAGUGAUGUUUAUUCAAAUAUUCUAUUCUCAAAUAAUAUGGAUAAUAGUAAUUCAAUUAUGCAACAACGUAGAUCAUCGAUUAAACUUUAUACUGAAUUUUCACAAAAUUAUCCAGCAGUACAUAAUCUACCUAUUCAAAUUGAUAAUAGUUCACAUUCAAUUAGAUCAAUUAUUAUUCCUUCAAUGAUUAUGCAAUCAACGGGAAUCCAAACUAUGAAUAUGACACCUGAAGUCAGUGUACAAGUGGAUUUAUUAACACAACAAUCGGAAUUUACUCAAACAGAUUUAGAAGUUGAUAAUAAUGUUAAUAAUAAUCCAUCAAUUUUAUUAGAUGCUACAACUGAAUCUUCUAUUAAUUUAGAAAAUUCUACUGAUCCAUUAAGUACACUUCGUAUUUACUUAUUAAAUCAAUUACCGAUUAGUGUAUUAUUUGAUGAUGCCAGUAUUAAGAAAUUACAAAGUUGUUCUAUAUGUAUGGAAAAUUAUCAUAUUGGAGAUCGUAUUAUGGGUUUACCAUGCUUUCAUAUGUUUCAUUAUACUUGUUUAUAUGCAUGGAUUGAUAAGAAUCUUCAAUGUCCAAUGUGUAGAAUGCCAAUUUAUGAAAUCGAUUGACAUGGUGAAUUACUUACCCGUUUAAAUAAAAAGAGAUAAACUUUGUAAAAAGAAGAAAAAGAAAAGAAAAGUAAAGUAAAGAAAAAAAACAAGUAACUAAGCUAACAGAAAAGGGGGAGAACAACAUUGAAAAUUCUAUUGAGUAAUAUGAUGUAAUAUUAUUAUAUAUUUUAAUAAUACUCAUUAUUCUAUUGACUUCUUCUUUGAUAUGUGAAUAUUAUUUCUUUUUCUUGAAUGAUACUACUUAUAAACCAAGAUGAAUACAAA
Molecule: messenger RNA, 915 nt
Organism: Schistosoma curassoni
Lineage: Eukaryota; Metazoa; Platyhelminthes; Trematoda; Strigeidida; Schistosomatidae
Source: the annotation of a GenBank genome assembly